Penaeus chinensis is the source of this 1521-nucleotide messenger RNA. Its product is annotated as collagen alpha-1(I) chain-like. The transcript has a single exon. The record is from RefSeq and is a predicted model, not a curated record. Bases 1 to 1521 code for a protein of 506 amino acids. NCBI's taxonomy places the organism in Eukaryota, Metazoa, Arthropoda, Malacostraca, Decapoda, Penaeidae.
AUGAGUCGCUCCAGCGGGCCUCCCGUUUCUCUGAGCCGCAGCUUCCUCCCCGCGCCGGGCAUCCUCACCCCGGGGGAGAAAGGCAGGGGUGUUGGGCGACCUCGGAGGCGCCGGGCAUCCUCAGCCCGGGGGAGAAAGGCAGGGGUGUUGGGCGACCUCGGAGGCGCCGGGCAUCCUCAGCCCGGGGGAGAAAGGCAGGGGUGUUGGGCGACCUCGGAGGCGCCGGGCAUCCUCAGCCCGGGGGAGAAAGGCAGGGGUGUUGGGCGACCUCGGAGGCGCCGGGCAUCCUCAGCCCGGGGGAGAAAGGCAGGGGUGUUGGGCGACCUCGGAGGCGCCGGGCAUCCUCAGCCCGGGGGAGAAAGGCAGGGGUGUUGGGCGACCUCGGAGGCGCCGGGCAUCCUCAGCCCGGGGGAGAAAGGCAGGGGUGUUGGGCGACCUCGGAGGCGCCGGGCAUCCUCAGCCCGGGGGAGAAAGGCAGGGGUGUUGGGCGACCUCGGAGGCGCCGGGCAUCCUCAGCCCGGGGGAGAAAGGCAGGGGUGUUGGGCGACCUCGGAGGCGCCGGGCAUCCUCAGCCCGGGGGAGAAAGGCAGGGGUGUUGGGCGACCUCGGAGGCGCCGGGCAUCCUCAGCCCGGGGGAGAAAGGCAGGGGUGUUGGGCGACCUCGGAGGCGCCGGGCAUCCUCAGCCCGGGGGAGAAAGGCAGGGGUGUUGGGCGACCUCGGAGGCGCCGGGCAUCCUCAGCCCGGGGGAGAAAGGCAGGGGUGUUGGGCGACCUCGGAGGCGCCGGGCAUCCUCAGCCCGGGGGAGAAAGGCAGGGGUGUUGGGCGACCUCGGAGGCGCCGGGCAUCCUCAGCCCGGGGGAGAAAGGCAGGGGUGUUGGGCGACCUCGGAGGCGCCGGGCAUCCUCAGCCCGGGGGAGAAAGGCAGGGGUGUUGGGCGACCUCGGAGGCGCCGGGCAUCCUCAGCCCGGGGGAGAAAGGCAGGGGUGUUGGGCGACCUCGGAGGCGCCGGGCAUCCUCAGCCCGGGGGAGAAAGGCAGGGGUGUUGGGCGACCUCGGAGGCGCCGGGCAUCCUCAGCCCGGGGGAGAAAGGCAGGGGUGUUGGGCGACCUCGGAGGCGCCGGGCAUCCUCAGCCCGGGGGAGAAAGGCAGGGGUGUUGGGCGACCUCGGAGGCGCCGGGCAUCCUCAGCCCGGGGGAGAAAGGCAGGGGUGUUGGGCGACCUCGGAGGCGCCGGGCAUCCUCAGCCCGGGGGAGAAAGGCAGGGGUGUUGGGCGACCUCGGAGGCGCCGGGCAUCCUCAGCCCGGGGGAGAAAGGCAGGGGUGUUGGGCGACCUCGGAGGCGCCGGGCAUCCUCAGCCCGGGGGAGAAAGGCAGGGGUGUUGGGCGACCUCGGAGGCGCCGGGCAUCCUCAGCCCGGGGGAGAAAGGCAGGGGUGUUGGGCGACCUCGGAGGCGCCGGGCAUCCUCAGCCCGGGGGAGAAAGGCAGGGGUGUUGGGCGACCUCGGAGGCGCACGGGGAUGA